GCUCAGUUAUUGGAUUUCGGGUCGUUCGGACCCGUUAUUUCCAGUCACCAGACGCUUCCGACGGAGUUCGAUCGACCUCCCACCACAAGCUCUCCCGAUCUCCAAGAGCCGGGAAACCCUAGCAAUGGCGAUCGCCGCCCUGCGUCGGAUCCCUGUCCACCUCGCUCGAUCCGAUCCCUUCAUCUAUCUCCGGCCCCUUGCACGCCCCUGCUCCUCUUCAUCUUCCGCUGCCAUCGCUCCCUCCUCCUCCGGUUCCAAGAAGGUCGCCGACCGGAUCGUCAAACUGCACGCCGUCGAUCCCGAAGGAAGCAAGCGUGAAGUGGUCGGACUCUCCGGUCAGACGCUUCUCCGCGCUCUGAUCAACGCCGGCCUCAUCGACCCCGCGUCCCACCGCUUGGAGGAGAUCGACGCCUGCUCCGCGGAGUGCGAGGUCCACAUCGCGCAGCAGUGGCUCGACAAGCUUCCGUCGGCGUCCUACGACGAGCGUUACGUUCUCACCAGGGCCUCCAGGGACCGCAUCCUCAACAAGCACGCCAGGCUCGGGUGCCAGGUCGUUCUCCAGCCCGAGCUGCAAGGUAUGGUUGUUGCCGUCCCGGAGCCCAAGCCUUGGGACACCCCCUAGGUUGACAAGGCUCGUCUCUGUCGUCCCUUUCUCGACAAGAAGAGACUGAUGAAGACAAUGUUCUAAAAAUAUAAAUGGUAUCAAGGAUCACCGUUUCGAGUACAGGAUCCGUUUUAGUGAUUUGAUCGGAUUGGUAUACUAGUUAAUACCAGUGUUCCAUGUGUUGAUACACCGGUACGUAUCAACGUUUCAAAGAGGAAGAAAAAGGAGAAGAGGAAGCAUGGGUGGAGGAAGAGGAGGAAGAAGAGAAAGCGGUGGAGAAGAAGAAGAAGCGGCAGAGAUGAGGUGGGAGUCUACCUUGGAAGAAGGAAUGCAGCGACAACAGCGUUGGCAAUGGCAUCAUGAACCAGCAAUGACGACAACGGCGGUGGUAGCAAUGUUGGAUGCGAGACGAGGGCUCGCAAAUACUUUCUAUUUUAGUUUUUUCCUUUUUUUAAUGCUGAGUUGGAUCGGCUCCACUGCUAUUUUAAGGUUUAUUUAUUUAUUUAUUUAUUUAUUUGAGUUGGACCAGGCUACCCGAAACAGGGGUGGUCCAUGUCCGGACCAGUAUAUAUUGUCUGUUUUGUACUGUUUCAGGUGGUAUGACAAUCCUUGAAUGGGAUGUUUAAAAAGUAAAAGGGAGUGAAGAGUUUUGUGUGAUCAUACUGUGCCCCUUAUAUGUAUAAGAUAAUUGUAAAGCCAGUUGUGCUUUA
Messenger RNA from Musa acuminata AAA Group (dessert banana), 1314 nucleotides. RefSeq lists its product as uncharacterized. The coding region runs from base 125 to 622 and encodes 165 amino acids. Lineage: Eukaryota; Viridiplantae; Streptophyta; Magnoliopsida; Zingiberales; Musaceae. Gene Ontology annotation, molecular function: 2 iron, 2 sulfur cluster binding. The record is from RefSeq and is a predicted model, not a curated record. The transcript has 2 exons. Gene Ontology annotation, biological process: P450-containing electron transport chain. Gene Ontology annotation, cellular component: mitochondrion.